AUGUACCGCUCAGUACUGCGAUCCGCCUCGCGACCGGCCGUCGCGAGCCUGCGAGCUCAAGCCCUCCGAUCCGCUCCGCGCCGAUUUGCGUCGACUUCGCCUGCCGAUAAAUCGAGGUCAUGGAAGGGCUCUGCUGUGCGAUGGGCUCUGGCCGGUGGCGCCGUCUACUACUAUAGCACCAGCUCCGUCUUUGCUGAAGAGGCAAUUCCUGCCAAAAAGUUCUCUACUGCGCCAUCUGCCUUCCCCGAGACCGUCGAGUCGACACAGCUCCCAACCGUCGAAUCCAUAGUCGAGGAGAGAAAAUCACAGGCUACCGCCAAGGCCCAAAAGGCCGCCGAGGCCACGUCGGACAAGCAGGCCAGCAAGGAAGAGACGGCCGCCGAAACCACGACGGCUGUGGGCUCGCCGGCCGCCCUCGAGGAGGAGGCCGAUCAGCAGGGCGCGUUCAACCCAGAGACGGGCGAAAUCAACUGGGACUGCCCCUGCCUGGGAGGAAUGGCCGACGGCCCCUGCGGAGAGGAGUUCAAGACUGCAUUCAGCUGCUUUGUGUACUCCAACGAGGAACCCAAGGGCAUGGAGUGCAUUGACAAAUUCCAGGGCAUGCAAGAGUGCUUCCGCAAGUAUCCCGAGAUCUAUGGCGCAGAGCUAGCCGAGGCCGACGACGCAGAGGACUUUCCCGGCGACCUCGAGCAGCCCUCCGAGACGCAGAUUUCCCGCGACGACCACAAAGUUGCCGAAGUGCAGACUCCUCACGAGGACGACAAGGCCGACGACAAGGCCGCUGACAGACAGACGCCCCGCGCGGAGUCCAAGGCCGCCGAUACACCAGCUGCUCCCGAGCAGAAGAGCAAGAAGUCCACCGAACCCAAGCCCGCUGAACCCAAGCCCGCUGAACCCAAGCCCGCUGAACCCAAGCCCGCUGAACCCAAGCCUAGCCCUGCGUCCGUCGCCAUUCUUGAGCAAACGUCAGAGAAGCUGGCCGGACCCGAGACGACCCGAGACGGCGAUGACGCGGCCGCUGGCAUUCCCGAGGCCAGUAUUGACAGGACCUCUCCUACGGUUGCUUCGCACGGCCCCAAGUGGGAGGAUGCCACGGACGCCAACAAAGCUACUCCCAAAGCCAAAGAGGCCUAA
Akanthomyces muscarius is the source of this 1134-nucleotide messenger RNA. RefSeq lists its product as uncharacterized. Gene Ontology annotation, cellular component: mitochondrial intermembrane space. The record is from RefSeq and is a predicted model, not a curated record. The transcript has 3 exons. NCBI's taxonomy places the organism in Eukaryota, Fungi, Ascomycota, Sordariomycetes, Hypocreales, Cordycipitaceae. The coding region runs from base 1 to 1134 and encodes 377 amino acids. Gene Ontology annotation, molecular function: protein-disulfide reductase activity. Gene Ontology annotation, biological process: protein import into mitochondrial intermembrane space.